AUGGCGACUCGCAGCCCCAGCGUUGUGAUUAGUGAUGAUGAACCAGGUUAUGACCUAGAUUUAUUUUGUAUACCUAAUCAUUAUGUGGAAGAUUUGGAAAAGGUGUUUAUUCCUCAUGGACUAAUUAUGGACAGGACAGAGCGGCUUGCUCGAGAUGUGAUGAAGGAGAUGGGAGGCCAUCACAUUGUAGCCCUCUGUGUGCUCAAAGGGGGCUAUAAAUUCUUUGCUGACCUGCUGGAUUACAUCAAAGCACUGAACAGGAAUAGUGAUAAAUCCAUUCCUAUGACUGUAGAUUUUAUCAGACUGAAGAGCUACUGUAAUGACCAAUCAACAGGGGACAUAAAAGUGAUUGGUGGAGAUGAUCUCUCAACAUUAACUGGAAAGAAUGUCUUGAUUGUUGAAGAUAUAAUUGACACUGGCAAAACCAUGCAAACCUUGCUUUCCUUGGUCAAGCAGUAUAAUCCGAAGAUGGUCAAAGUCGCAAGCUUGCUGGUAAAAAGGACCCCUCGAAGUGUUGGAUAUAGACCAGACUUUGUUGGAUUUGAAAUUCCAGACAAGUUUGUUGUAGGAUAUGCCCUUGACUAUAAUGAAUACUUCAGGGAUUUGAACCAUGUUUGUGUUAUAAGUGAAACUGGAAAAGCAAAAUACAAAGCCUAA
Molecule: messenger RNA, 657 nt
Organism: Pipistrellus nathusii (Nathusius's pipistrelle)
Lineage: Eukaryota; Metazoa; Chordata; Mammalia; Chiroptera; Vespertilionidae
Source: the annotation of a GenBank genome assembly